AUGCCUGUCGAUUUAACCACUACCUUCUCAGGUCAUACGUUUAGAAACCCUUUCAUGAACGCCUCUGGUGUUCAUUGCAUGACGAUUCAAGAGCUUGAAGAAUUGGAUAAUUCCAGUGCAGGAUGUCUAAUUACCAAGAGUGCGACGAGCUCAGAGAGAGCCGGCAAUCCCGAGCCUCGUUACGUUGCGGUUCCUCUGGGAAGCAUCAAUUCGAUGGGUUUGCCUAACGCUGGAAUCGAUUAUUACAUGAAAUACGCUCUUGAUCGCCAGGCUAACAAAGCAGACUCUGAGCCAAUUUUCCUCUCUGUCGCUGGUAUGAGCGUGGAAGAAAAUUUGAAGCUUUUAAGAAAGGUGCAGGAUAGCGCUUUCAAUGGGAUCACAGAACUUAACCUAUCCUGUCCAAAUGUUCCCGGCAAGCCACAAGUGGCAUACGAUUUUGAGACGACGAAAAUUAUUCUGACCAAAGCAUUCGAGUUUUUCGAUAAACCAUUGGGUGUUAAGUUACCACCAUUUUUCGAUUUUGCUCAUUUCGACGCAAUGGCAGAGAUUCUAAAUCAGUUUCCUUUGACCUACGUUAACUGCAUUAACAGCGUGGGAAAUGGGCUUUACAUUGAUGUGGAAAAAGAAAGCGUGGUCAUUAAGCCAAAGAACGGCUUCGGUGGUUUAGGUGGUGAAUACGUCAAGCCUACUGCCCUUGCUAAUGUGCGUGCCUUUUACACCCGUCUGAACCCUUCAAUUAAGGUCAUUGGAACUGGUGGCAUCAAAACAGGAAGAGAUGCAUUCGAACAUCUGCUGUGUGGUGCCACCAUGCUCCAGGUCGGCACACAGUUGCACGAGGAGGGCGUUUCGAUUUUUGAACGUUUAACUAAAGAACUGCAAGAGGUCAUGGCUGAGAAAGGUUAUUCCACGAUCGAUGAUUUCCGUGGUAAGCUUAACAGCUUAUGA
Torulaspora globosa is the source of this 945-nucleotide messenger RNA. It is a transcript of the gene URA1, whose product is annotated as dihydroorotate dehydrogenase. The transcript has a single exon. The coding region runs from base 1 to 945 and encodes 314 amino acids. Gene Ontology annotation, biological process: 'de novo' pyrimidine nucleobase biosynthetic process; UMP biosynthetic process. Gene Ontology annotation, molecular function: dihydroorotate dehydrogenase activity. Gene Ontology annotation, cellular component: cytoplasm. Lineage: Eukaryota; Fungi; Ascomycota; Saccharomycetes; Saccharomycetales; Saccharomycetaceae. The record is from RefSeq and is a predicted model, not a curated record.